CCAAAUUCUUCACAUUCUAUCAACAAAUAUCUCUUCGUUUUACGCCUCUUUCCUUCCUCUCUCUCUCUCUCUCUCUCUCUCUCUCUCUCUGAUUCAUAUGGGCAGGUCUUUAAGUGGCCUUCCCCACUGUUUCCCAUAUCCCAAUCCUUCUUAAAUCCUCAAUUUCAAUCUUCUUUCAAACCCCUUCUUCAGAUCAUUUGCUUAUGCUUCUCAAUUUGUUCACUUCUUUUUCACUCUCUUCUCUUGAUUCCACCAAUACCCAUAGAGUUUUUCUGUGUUUUUGUGAACUUUCUUUUCUUUGGUUCUUCUUCAUUUUCAGUGCUUUUACUCUAAUGGGUCCUUUCCAAUGAUUCAUAUGGGCUUCGUUUCUUAUCAGGAAUACAAGGGCAACGAAAAGAAAACCAGCCCUCAAAACUAGAAAGGGUUUCAAUCAAGUAAUAUGCAAUCUAGACGAUAAUUUCAAGAAGUUUUCAAGACUGAAGUUCAAAGAGACACGGAAGGUCACCAAGAACCAGCAAUUAUUAAGUGGUCAUCUGUUGCUUGAUAAUUUUGUUCUUGGAGUUCUUAAAAGAGGAUGGGUAGAGGUAGAGGAAAGGGGAGGAAGUUAACCGUCACAAAUCAUGACGAUGCUGGAAGUGGUGAGGAAGAGAAGAUUCCUGCGCAAAAGCGAAGGGGAAGGCCACAGAAGCCAUUGAAGGAUGAGAUAGAUGAGGAAGAAGCUGAAAAGAUCGAAGAUGAAGAUAGCGAGAAUCUGAAAGGCAGUGAUAUUGUGAGCAAGGAGAUGAAAAACCCACCUGCAGCAGAAAAUGGGAAAAGAAGGAGAAGAAACUCACAAGUGAAAGAAAAGCUCGAUCCAGUGAAAGACGAAAAUGGGGAUGGAACAAGAUCAAGCACUGAUGAGUCAACGAGAUCAAAUGGAUUUCGUCACAAUGGAAGCAGGAGAAAAAGCAAGCCCCGUCGAGCUGCUGAAGCAGGCGUUAGCUGCAAGUGAAACAAGUAAAAGAAUAUGGUUUUCUUACUGAAGGGGGGAGCCAGAUAAAAUUUUCAAGGUAGAAAAUGAGGCAUAGUGAUCUUCUAGUCAUAGAUUACCAUAUUUUCUGUUUCUCAAUCUCAUCUCUAUAACUAUUUUCCAUCACCAUUCCUUUUGCUUAUUCCUAAAAGAAAUUGUUGAAUUCAGGAUUCACUCUGCUGGUUUUAAUAUUCUUUUUGGCUACCA
Molecule: messenger RNA, 1216 nt
Organism: Cucumis melo (muskmelon)
Lineage: Eukaryota; Viridiplantae; Streptophyta; Magnoliopsida; Cucurbitales; Cucurbitaceae
Exons: 3
Coding region: 575-991 (138 amino acids)
Source: RefSeq, a predicted model, not a curated record